CGUCCCCUCACUGCGUGCCCCGCGAACUCGCCCACCAUGGCACAGCCAAGUCAAAGCGACAUCGCCGCCGCCAUCGAGCGCCGCGUCCAGGCAGAGCGCGAGGCCGCCGAGGCGAACGCCGCCCUCCGCGCGCAGCGCGAGUUUGAGGAGACCCGCGACAAGCGGCAGGAGUUCAGACGGCUCGUCGACCCUGGCAUCCUCCGGCCGAACCCGCGCGAGCUCGCGCUCGAGUCGCUCAUAACAUUGAAGAUGUUGGCGGAGAACAUCGUCGCGCACCCGGGUGAGGACAAGUACAAGAAGUUCAAGCCGACGAAUACGAAGAUCAAGCGAGUCCUUGUUGACCCGAAGGGGACGCUGGAGUAUGCUGUGGCGAUGGGAUUCAGGCCGGAGGUCGUUGACUUCCAGCCCUUCUACGUCUUCAACGACCGCCACAAGCAGGACCUCGAGAUUGGGCUCGCCAUCAUCCACGAAGUCCUCGAGCGCGAACUCGUCAAGCAAGAACGAGACGAGCGCACAAAGCGGCAAGCGAAGGAAGCAGAGGAGGCUGCGAAAGAGAAGCUCAAGCGCCAAUUCCUCGACGACCGCAAGUCCACCGCCCUGCGCGGGGAACGAGAACGAGAACUGCGCGAAGCACGGGCCGCUGCGGCCGCACGGCGCGCGGCCUCGCAAACACCCGACGAGCCGUCCUCACAGCCAAGUAGCCCAUCGCCCGCGCCCGCCACACCUCGCCGAGUUCGCAUGACGGCGGGCACACGGACCCGCCCGAUGUCGGGGACAGGCCGGACGCUGGACGGGCGGGUCGUGACGGCGGCGGAUGAUGCGGAUGGCGAGGUGCCUCCACCGUACCAUCCGCGAGAGGAUGUCCUGGAGAUUGAGGACGAUAGUGAGGGUGAGGAUUGAAGCUGUGUGAUGUAGAGCGGUGAGGAUGUGAAUUUGUGUCUGUUUGGAUUAUGCUCUCGUGUAAAGAUAUUGCUGUCACUCAUCGUGUAGACUACGCAAACGUUGCAGA
Rhodofomes roseus is the source of this 1009-nucleotide messenger RNA. RefSeq lists its product as uncharacterized. The record is from RefSeq and is a predicted model, not a curated record. Bases 37 to 900 code for a protein of 287 amino acids. NCBI's taxonomy places the organism in Eukaryota, Fungi, Basidiomycota, Agaricomycetes, Polyporales, Fomitopsidaceae. The transcript has 5 exons.